Molecule: messenger RNA, 3703 nt
Organism: Cataglyphis hispanica
Lineage: Eukaryota; Metazoa; Arthropoda; Insecta; Hymenoptera; Formicidae
Exons: 17
Coding region: 138-3410 (1090 amino acids)
Molecular function (GO): hydrolase activity
Source: RefSeq, a predicted model, not a curated record
GAAGAAUAUUUGUAAAAGUUCAUCUAUAGAAUCUAGUUCAAUUCAAACUUCUUCUCUAAAGUGAUCGUGUCUUUUGAAACUUAAAGAUCGCAUAUUGUCAUUAAAGUUCAAACGUCAUUAAAGCAUCAUUAUUCGUCAUGAACAAAGUAGAAGUAUGCGUAACCGAAGGGAAAUUAAUCGGCAUCAUCGAGGAAAGUGUUCACGGCGAUCAUUACAUUGCCUUUCGCGGGAUACCGUAUGCUAAGCCUCCAGUGGGUGAACUCAGAUUUAAAGAUCCGCUACCCCCAGAAACAUGGUCCGGCAACCGAGACGCUUCCAAGUACGGAAACAUCGCUGUUCAGGUGGAUAUUUUCACGCAUAAAGUAAUAGGCGACGAAGAUUGUCUCUAUUUGAAUGUGUUCACCACGGAAAUGGAGCCUUUAAAGAAGCGCGUUGUAAUGGUGUGGAUACAUGGUGGUGGCUUUUUUAUGGGCUCCGGCGAUGCAUCUUUCUACGGUCCUGAUCAUAUUGUCCGGAAGGACAUAAUACUCGUCACUCUGAAUUAUAGAUUAGGUGUUCUAGGUUUUCUCAAUUUAUAUCAUAAAAUGGCAGCGGGAAAUCAGGGUUUAAAAGAUGUAAUAAUGGCGUUACAAUGGAUUCAAAAAAAUAUAUCGCAUUUCGGUGGAGAUCCCGAUAACGUCACAAUUUUUGGUGAAAGUGCGGGUGGAGCGAUUGUUCACUAUCUGACUAUUUCGCCGUUAGCUAAAGGUUUAUUUCAUAAAGCGAUAUGUCAAAGCGGCGUCGUGAAUAAUCCUUGGGCUUUCACUGAACGGGACACUUCUAUCAAUAACGGUCUGCAGUUAGCCGAGAAACUUGGGAAGGCGACUUCAGACACGGAAGUCGCUUACAAAUUUCUAAAAAAAAUAGACGCAAGAAAAUUAAGAAAAGCAGAAGUGGAGCUCUUCUUGACAGAAGAAGUGCGUUUAAAUCUUUCGAUUGCAUUUACGCCAACUAUGGAUUCCGAGUCAUCAAAUCCUUUAUUACCGAUAGAAUUAUCGAAAUUAUUACGUAAUGGAAUUAAAAUGCCACUUAUAUUCGGAUACACUAGUUGCGAAGGCACUUUUUUCUUACGAGGAAAAUUUUUUGGAUAUAUAAGUAAAGAGACUCUAAAGAAAAUCGAUUCUGAUUUCAAGAAAAUUGUACAUCCUAGAAUUUUGUGUCAAUUACCACAGAUACCAAUCACGAUCUCAGAUUUACGAUCAUUAUACUUUGGUGAUAAGGAAGUGUCAGAGGAAACUCUAAUGAACUCUCACUCUGACUUUCUUGGCGAUCAGUGUUUCUAUAGCGGUAUUAUGGAAGCAGUUGAUACUGAAAUAAAUUCUGGUACUAACGAGCCGGUGUACUUGUACAAAUUUUCAUAUGAAAGUAAAACUUCUCCUAUGAAAAAUAUAUUAGAUAUUCAACUUUCAGGUACGUCUCACAUAGAGGAACUGGGUUAUUUAUUUCAUCCUCAUUUGAUGAAAGAUUUGGGAUUGCCACCAGCUGCACCUGAUUCGGACGAUUACAGAAUAAUAAAUUGCUUAACGCAAAUGUGGACAAAUUUUGCUAAAACGGGAAAUCCAACACCUGCUAAUGAAGAUUUGACUUUAGCUAAUUAUAAAUGGACACCAUUAAAAAAUGGAAAUGCAUAUGAUUAUUUAAACAUUAAUAUUAAACCUCAAAUGGAGACUCUUUAUAAAGGAAAGCAACGAUGGGAUUGGAAGAUUAGACAUAAAUGUUCUGUCGUCAGUUUUCAGUCAUCCAUCAUGAGCAGCAACAGAGUGGCCGUAAACGUGCGUGAAGGAAAAUUAAUCGGUAUCAUUGACAAAAAUAUUCACGCUGGCAAUUAUAUAGCUUUCCGAGGAAUACCGUAUGCAAAACCGCCAGUUGGUAAACUCAGAUUCAAAGAUCCGGUACCACCGGAAUCAUGGUCCGGCAGCAGAGAUUCUUCGAAACACGGAAAUAUCGCCGUGCAGAAGGAUCCUAUCACACAUGAAAUGAUCGGCGACGAGGAUUGCCUCUACUUAAACGUGUACACCGCAGACAUCGAAUCAUGGAGAAAACGUCCGGUUAUGGUGUGGAUACACGGCGGCGCUUUUAGCACGGGUUCCGGCGAUGCAACUAUUUACGGUCCCGAUUAUAUUGUCCGGAAGGAUGUGGUAUUAGUCACGUUAAAUUAUAGACUAGGCGUUCUCGGUUUCUUAAAUCUUAACGAUAAAGUGGCAACAGGCAAUCAAGGUAUGAAGGAUAUUAUCAUGGCAUUAGAAUGGGUUCAGAAGAAUAUAUCAAAGUUCACUGGAGACCCAGGAAAUGUCACCAUCUUUGGCGAAAGCGCUGGUGGAGCCAUUGUACAUUAUUUGACUCUGUCUCCAUUAAGCGAAGGUUUGUUUCACAAAGCGAUUUCGCAAAGCGGCGUCGCCGCAAAUCCUUGGGCCUUUAGUGAAUGGGCAAAUAAAGCGAAGAACAAAGGGUUCCAAUUAGCCAAAUACCUCGGUAAAACGACCUCAGAUCCGAAAGUCGCUUUUGAGUUUCUCAAAACGAUCGACGCGAAGAAACUCAGAGAAGCCGAACAGAAGUUGUUGACGAAAACAGAAUGUUUACAACUUGUAAUAGCAUUUACGCCCAGUUUAGAUCACGAAUCGCCGAAUCCAUUCUUCCCGGAACAUCCAAGCACAUUAAUACGCCGCCAAGUUAAAAUGCCAUAUAUUUUGGGUUAUAACAAUUGCGAAGGAUCUUAUUUUGCAUGCAGCAGCCUCGUCAAACGCUUAAACAAGGAGAUUUUUAAAGAAAUCGACUCCGAUUUCAAGAAGACCAUCUUACCUCAAAUUUUGUCUACGCUACCACAAAUACCGAUCACAGUCGAAGAAUUACGAUUUUUAUACUUUGGCAAUAAAGCAGUGUCGGAAGAAACUCUAAUUAAUUAUGCUGAUUUUUUAGGCGACGUUCUUUUUUAUCGCGGCAUUAUGGAGAUAGCCGAUACUCAAAUGAGCUCUGAUGCUAAGGAAUCGACCUAUUUAUACAAAUUUUCAUAUGAAAGUGAAACUUCUCCCUGGAAGAAAUUCUUAAACAUUACGCUUCCAGGUGUGACUCAUUCCGAGGAACUUUUUUACUUAUUUUAUUCUCAUAUGCUAAAACAUUUGGGUGUUUUACCACUUGCACCUGAUUCGAAUGAUUACAAAAUAAUGAAUCGCUUAACACAGAUGUGGACGGAUUUUGCUAAAACAGGGAAUCCAACACCCGCGAUUACAAAUUCGACUCCAAUUAAAUGGACACCGUUGAAGCGCGGCGGAAAUAUAUACGAUUACUUAAACAUUAAUAUUGAAUCUGAAAUGAAAACCCUCCGUAAAGAAGAGCAGCGCUGGGACUGGAAGAAUAUGAAACAUAAGCUGUGAUCGUUCUGUCCGCAAAAUCUAAUCAGCAAUAGAAAAUUGACUUUUUUUAGUACAUUUUGCGCUUGUAAUAAAUAUAUAUUUUUCAUUAAUUCUCUCUUGUUGUACUUUAAAUUAUAUUGACGUGACGGCGUAAUGCACCGGUUGCUUAUGAAGAUAAUGGAAAAUAAUAUGAUUAUAUUCAGAGUGCUGUAGAAUUUAUGAAAUGUAAAACGUUCUUAUCUUUAUGAAUCAAUUUUUGUUAUCAGGUAUGUCAAAAUAUUACUAGUUAAAUAAAUCCACAAAAACAGAAAGCA